Trichoplusia ni (cabbage looper) is the source of this 3501-nucleotide messenger RNA. Its product is annotated as dymeclin. Lineage: Eukaryota; Metazoa; Arthropoda; Insecta; Lepidoptera; Noctuidae. The transcript is spliced from 17 exons. Gene Ontology annotation, cellular component: Golgi apparatus. Gene Ontology annotation, biological process: Golgi organization. The coding region runs from base 136 to 2304 and encodes 722 amino acids. The record is from RefSeq and is a predicted model, not a curated record.
CACUGCUCUGAAACGUCAGACUGUUGUCAAAUCGGCAAUGAAUUCGUGGCUAAACAAUUUGAGGUUUAAAUUAACAAUUAAAUCGCUUAAUUAAUGUUAAAUUUAGCUUAGACCGUACGAAUUUAUCUGAAGAAAAUGGGUGUAGCUAUAAGCAAAUACUCGGAGUUGUCUUCCAACGAGCUGUUGAUGAAGUUCUGUUCGUCCGAGGCCGUCUGUCCUAACGAUCCGUUCUGGAAUCAGUUGCUGGCAUUCAAUAUUAAUCCUCCGUCAAGCGCUGAAGAGCAAUUAAUGUUCGAUGGCAGUGCAGAAGCGUUACUUCAAAAGUUUCUCCAAAACAACCCACAGACCGGCAACCUUGGUUCUCUCGUGCAAGUCUUCAUCACCAGGGCCACUGAGCUACUAGCAGCACCGAAUAGUGACAACGUGAUGUUAGCAUGGCAGACGUUCAACGCACUGUUCGUGAUCCGCGCCGUGAGCAAGUAUUUAGUAGAAAUGGUGCCUGAGUACGAGCUCUGCAGGCAUCUGGACGUUCAAGCGGAAAGGAGGGUGGGAAAUGGACCUGUUGAUACCAGGGAAGAGUCUAAUACUCCACAAGAAACGCCAUCACCACUCGCAGUCCCGUCGACUCCCGAUUUAGAAGUACAAACAUCUCCGAAACUGACCGGCACCGAGAGCCGUGUGGAAAUGCUCAUCGAUGCCCUGAUAGGAAUCAUCAUAGAUGUACCGGUCACAGACAACACGUAUUACCUACACUUGGAGUGCAUCAACACAAUAUUGGUGCUCAUGUCUGUGUACAUGUUCGCCGGGGUCCACGGACAAACGAGGCUGGUCGAUACCUCUUUAAUUUAUAGAACCCUCUUCCAAGGCCGCUACGGCAUGCACGCGCCGCUACUAGUGAAGACGUUACUGAACAACUUGUCGAACAUGCUCGCCGCGCCGCCGAGCAUGUUCGGCGCGCACGCGGGCGGCGGGAGUCUGCUCAUUAACUUUGCUUCUGGUCUCUGGAACAUGAUAACCUUCAACUCUUCGUCUCGUCCGACGAUCUAUACGCAGCCUCCGCUAGAUAGACAGGAACUAAAAGAGAGGGUCAAAAGAGAACACCCUCUAGCUAACCAGUCCUGUUUGCUGUUACUCACGCUGGCGAACCACUGUAUGAACGAUGAUAACCUGUAUAGGAACGCCUUGUUAUGCUGUGAGGAUACUGCAGAAACGUCUGCGCCCACACCACAGAAAGAAUCAAAUGGUGGACCACAAUUGACUCCACCAAGAAUUGACAUGGCAGCUCUCCACAAAGCGAUUUGCGCGACGGCCGGCUGCGAGCACUCCACACUGCUGCUGUAUCUAAUGUUGCAUUCGUGUACAGCGUACAAACGGCACAUAAGCAACGUCGAGAAAAUUGAUCAAUUGAUAGUGCCUAUCCUGCAAGUGUUGUACAACGCGCCCGACAACAAUUCACAUCACAUAUACAUGUCGCUAAUAGUGCUGCUAAUACUGACUGAGGAUGAAGCGCUUAUCAAAGGCGUGCAUUUAAUUAUGCUGAAGAACCUGUCGUGGUACACGGAGCGCGUGAUCUCGGAGAUCUCUCUGGGCGGGCUGGUGGUGCUGGUGCUGCUGCGCGCGCUGCAGUACAACAUGGCGCGCGUGCGGGACAAGUACCUGCACACCAACUGCCUCGCCGCCAUCGCCAACAUGAGCAGUGAAUUCAGAAAUCUACAUCCCUACGUAGCGCAAAGAUUAGUUUCAUUAUUUGAAACGUUAACAAAACGAAGAGCAAGGCUAUGCAGUGAGAUCGAAGGAGGCGACAUCAAUAGUUUAGAAUUACCACAUCACGCUGAAGAGAAAACUGAAGAAAUUAUGGAUCACAUAAGUGUCCUGGACGAGGUUCUUCGCAUGUUGCUAGAGAUCAUCAACUCGUGCGUGGCUCACCAGCUGUGCAACAACCUGAACGUGGUGUACGCUCUGCUGCACAAGCGGCAUCUGUUCCAGCAGCAUCACCACCAACACCCAGUCGCACAGAAUAUUGAUAUGGUCAUAGGAUACUUCUCGACGCGGUUACAGCGGGUCCAAGAAGGCGCCGGCGGUGACCUAGGCGUUACCGAGGUGCUGGCGUGUAUCAAGAAGGGAGCAGAGCAGUGGUCCAGUGAUAGACUUAAGAAAUUCCCCGAUCUUAAAUUCCGGUACGUGGAAGAAGAUAGGCCGGAGGAGUUCUUCACGCCCUACGUAUGGGGUCUGGUCAACUCCUGCGGCGGAGUGUACUGGGCCAGCGAGGGCGGCGCCAGAGCCCUGGACCUGUUGGCUUGCUGAUUACCAGACUACAGAGAAAACUGUGUCGACAAAGUGCUGAGGACUCUAAGAACCAUAUUGUGUUAGUGUUUGGGAGAUAGGCAAGCAACAAAUCCGCUUUUAACAAUGCCCGAUAAAUGAAUGGAAUUUGGAUUAAAUUUGACACUAUUCGUAUUCUCCUUAGCUUCUAGCCAACAUUUCAUUUGUGUUGCUAGAAAUUUCGGAAAUUCUUUGCAUUGUCCUGAAAUGAAUACUGAAUUUCCAAUUAUUGUGUUAGAAAAAUGCUUAGGGGAAUACGAAUGUGUCAUUUUAAUCCGUAUUCAGACAGACAUUGUAAAUAGCGGAAUUUGAGGCCAGGUAGCUUACAUUCCACCUCUUAAAGACUAACUAACGUGGAAGGGAGAAGACACUAUAUUAUGUAGCGCCCUCUCGCUUCCACAGUUGUAACUAUCUUCUUUAAAAGGUGGUAGUAAGCUCUCAGUUAACUUAUCUCGUACAAGCAAGUGUAUGCAACAUUUGUACAAUUAUUACUGUUUUUUUUUAUUAGUAUUUCCGAUAGUGUAUCGUGUUGUCGUUAGUAGUCAUGGUGGCCUUGCGGUUAUGUGUAUGGAUUUGUAUGCCCGAGGUGCAGGUUCGAUCCCCACGCGAUGACAUUAAAAAGACACUAGAUGAAGUACCAAUGUGAUUUUUAAUGUUAUUUGUGUUUUUUUAUCAUCCUGAGAUAUCUGGAAAACGGUGAUGAAACCAUCGUGAAAACUUAAGGAUUUAGGCGAAACUUGAUACGCAUAUGGCUUAUAACCUGAAUUAAAACUAAUCACAGAAUAGUUUUAUGUUCCUGUGGGAUCAUUUUCGAUUUGUAGCGGGCGGGACCGCGGGCAACAGCUAGUGUUAGAUAUUUGUCUAGAAAUCUGUAGAACCGCGACUGCAUAAAUGUCAUUAUACUGUCAAAAUAUUUAUCCGACUGCAAAAAGAGGGUAAUGUUACACGUUAAUAUUAUGACGGACUGUCAAAGUAAGAUUGGCGCCAAUCGACGCGACAUGACCAAAAAGAUUUUUGAAAAUGUGAUUUUUGUACUUUAAACACUUAUUUGUAUUUCACAAAACUAUAAUAAAGUCUAUAUGUAAGACGAAUAGUAUAACUACCAUUUUUAAAAAUAAGUUUUUUGAAGGUAGAAGUUGUUUUGUUUUAUUCUUCGAGUACCCUACAUGAGGGUUUUAU